CUGCCUUUGGUCUCUACUUUCCCAGGAAAGAGUACUCAGAGAAUGUCUACAUUGAUCAGCCAGCAGGUAUGCCACUUCUGCGCAUCCAUGCCUUGAGGGAUUCACAUGGGGAAGUAGCCCACUUUCAUCUGUGCCAGAAUCUCAUAAUUUCUCGAGCAAGAUCCCAUGAAAAUCAUUGGUUUCAAAUCAGAGAAAAAACAGGACUUCUCUACCUCAGCAAAACCCUGGACAGAGAAGACUUUAACAUGCUAUCUGUAGGACACUGGAUGCCAUUAUCAAAGGUGAUGCUAUAUGUCUUCCUUUCAUCCCACCCUUUCCAAGAGAAGGAAUGCGACUCUGCUACGCGCACUACAGUUUUCCUCUCUGUGAUCAAUGCUACUGCACCAGUUUGCAGUGCCCUGACAGCAAGGCAGCUUUGCUUCACAGAGAUGGAUCUGUCCUUUCACAUCAAGGAGAAUAAACCACCUGGCACAUUUCAUCAGCUCCAGUUACCCUCAGUUCAUCACCUGUGUCAGAAUCUCAGCAUUUCCUACAAACUGCUGGCAGCUGAAGGUGUGCCCUUUCGAUACAAUGAGAACACCACUGAGGUGAGUGUGACACAGCGCCUAGAUCGAGAGGAGAGAGAGAGAUACGAGCUGAUUGCCAAAUGCACCGUGAGAGAGGGCUUCAGGGAAAUGCACAUCGAGGUGCCCUUCCUGGUGAAUGUGUUAGAUGAAGAUGACUCUCCUCCCUUCUUACCCAAUGGCACUGAUACUGCAGAUGCUGUCGUGGAGUUCAACAGGAAAGAGGGGACUGUUCUUGCAACGCUAAUGGUCUACGAUGCAGACACCACACCUAUUUAUCCCCUUGAAAGCAGCAGAAGGAAAUACACAGGAACCAUCAUUACGGAUGAUCCCUGGAUAAGUGAAAUAUUUCGGGUAGAGCACGUCUUUGAUGAAAUCCACUUCAGCCCAAAUGGCAGCCAAGUGAGGGGAACUCGACAUGAGUAUAAACUGGUACUGAAUAAAAGUAUUUCAGUCACAGACCAUCGUUCAUUUCAGUUGGAUAUUUUGGUGAAUGACACAGAAUUUCAUGGCCUAGAAAGAUCGGUGAUGCUUCAUUUCAAUGUCUCCAUCCUCCCUGUCAGUAUUCAGUUUCCAAACACGACUUACCAGUUCUCAGUGAACAGAAAUGCUGAACGCUUUGCACAAAUAGGAAAAAUCUGCAUUGAAAACUGUAUGAAAUUCCGCGGUGUGAACAUCACCUACAAGUUACUGCCCCCCAAUAUAAGCUGCUAUCCUGUCAACAUACUUCAAGGCCGAGAAGACAAAUAUGGAAGCCUCUAUGUGAAUGAUUCCUCUGUGCUGCGCAGACCCGAGUGCAAGGAAAUACAGUACACUAUUCAAGCUACAGACAAGCAGAGCAAGAAACAUACCAAAACCCUCCUCACUAUUGUAUUGGAAGGAACUCUUUUAAAAAAAGAAGAGGACUGCCCUGAUUCUUGUGCUGUGAGUAAGCACCAUGCCGAGUGUGAGGAGUGUGGUGGCCUGGGAGUACUAACAGGAAGAUGCCAGUGGAGACAGGGGAGUGGAAAAGGAAUCACCACAAACUAUUCCACAUGCACCCCAAAUAUCAAGACUUGCCCGGAUGGCAUCUGUGAUGUGAUUGAGAGUAAAGAUCUGGCUGUGUGCCCCCAAGACUGCACAA
This is a messenger RNA of Merops nubicus (carmine bee-eater), 1686 nucleotides long. Its product is annotated as proto-oncogene tyrosine-protein kinase receptor Ret-like. The record is from RefSeq and is a predicted model, not a curated record. Lineage: Eukaryota; Metazoa; Chordata; Aves; Coraciiformes; Meropidae. Gene Ontology annotation, cellular component: membrane. The annotation marks the transcript as partial. Gene Ontology annotation, molecular function: calcium ion binding. The transcript is spliced from 8 exons. Gene Ontology annotation, biological process: homophilic cell-cell adhesion.